Messenger RNA from Suillus plorans, 1653 nucleotides. RefSeq lists its product as uncharacterized. The record is from RefSeq and is a predicted model, not a curated record. The transcript is spliced from 9 exons. NCBI's taxonomy places the organism in Eukaryota, Fungi, Basidiomycota, Agaricomycetes, Boletales, Suillaceae. Bases 1 to 1653 code for a protein of 550 amino acids.
AUGUUAUUCCAUGCUGUGUCGCUUCACGUCCUGUUUGUGCUCUUGAACCUGAUAGGUUCAGCGUACGGGUACAUCCCAGCGCAGCCUUCUAACGACACGAGCCAGAUAAAUGGCAUGAAUACAUCAAGGUUGAUUCUUCAGUGGUACCCCAACGGCUCGGAUUGGGAGUACGUGUCCUAUCAACUUGUGGGCGCAAAUAGCAAUGGUACCACUAAGGGGGCCCUCGUACACUUCACUGAGAGUUUAGCGAUGAACGAGACAUCAACCACUCCUUGGAUAGCUCUGGUAUCAUGCGAUGCCAAUUCGACGGACUUCUCUGAGGAAGUCGACAUAUUUACGAUGGCGAACAGCUCAGGUGCUCAAUCUGCUCUUCUGUAUUCUCUUUAUUCCAGCACUUGCGUCAUCAAUCCAGAGUAUGCUGAUCCCGCUAAUUUUGAUCAAGUCUUCGAUAUAUUUUCAACUCAGUCGACAUCGGUCUCGAGAAACAUUGAAUACGAGUUCGGGCAAGGUGGACGCACGAAUCUAUCUGUUUAUGGGAAUUUCGAUGCAACUACCUUGAACGCAUCGGACACAACUAUCAGUCAGUCUAUAGUGUCAGGCUAUCCUACCGUUCCUGGAUAUCUACUUGCAACUUUGCAAGCUUGGAAUGCGACGGGAACUAACUCUACUGGGACAAGCAGUAAUGACAAUGGUUCCACUGGUUCGACUACGAAUCAAGGCAGUAAAAAAGAGACAGGUUUCACUAUGAUCAUCCUGUAUGCUAUCACCGGCUGUGUUUCAGCUUUGUUUUGCAUCGUCAUCAUCUCGGGGGCAGUUAGGGCAAUACGCCAUCCUGAGAGAUACGGUCCCCGAAUUGCGACUGGUGACCUCCGUCUUGCACGCGGCGGGAGCCAAAGCCGAGCCAGAGGUCUUGGACGAGCCAUUUUGGACACGUUCCCCAUUGUGAGGUUCGGCACUGUGCCGGACAAUCGGGUGGAUCCCACUUAUCCAAGUCUCAAAGACGGCGAAUUGCCUCCUGUGAAUGCUAAUACAGCACUGCAGCAGACAAAUGAUGCAGUGGAGAUGAGCACUAUCUCCAGUCAGGCGGUCCAGCAACCGUUACAAUCAGUGGGAAGGAUUACUGAGAGAUACAUUUCUACUACUGUUGCCACAACAAGCGUGCAUGGUCAGGAGUCCAAUGCACGAGCUGUACCUCGGUUGACGCUUCCACGACUGCCUGCUACUUCCGACGCGCCACCAUCCUCAGCACGGGAUGUCGAUCCGCUGAUGCCAGAGGCAAUCGGACGUGAGACAUGUCCCAUCUGUAUCGUUGACUUUGAAGAGGGUGAUGAACUAAGGGUAUUGCCUUGCGAAGGAAAACAUCGUUUCCAUCAGACAUGUGUUGAUCCAUGGCUUUUAGAGCUUUCGAGUUCUUGCCCAUUAUGUCGACAAGACUUUCACGCUCUUGAAGCGAUGUUGUCAGGGUACGCGGGUGGUCGUGAUACUCUUUCUGUAUUUCCUUCCAACCGGCGUAUCAGCCAAGCACCCUCGAACCAACAAAAUCGCUUUUCUCGCUAUUUACGAUCUGCACGGCGGCGGCACCGUGAGCUUGAAGAAAACGAUGAUGAUGCUACAGACCCGUCUAUGUCCGCGACUGUUGACAAUUCACUAUGA